AAGGUUGGGGGUACAGAGACAGGGCCUGACUCCCUGUUGGGUGAGGGGAUAUGGAGCCAGCGCGGAGAUGAGGCGAACGCUUGUGCAGUGAAUCGUGGCUGGAAAAACAGACUCACGGGAAGAUUCUCCAAUCAGUAUGUCAUCCAACACAGAUGUUUCUCUUUCUUCAUACGAUGAAGGUCAGGGAUCUAAAUUUAUCCGAAAAGCUAAGGAGGCACCAUUUGUCCCUGUUGGCAUGGCGGGGUUUGCAGCGAUUGUCGCCUACGGAUUGUAUAGACUGAAGAGCAGGGGGGACACGAAAAUGUCCGUCCACCUGAUCCACAUGCGCGUGGCAGCCCAAGGCUUCGUCGUGGGCGCCAUGACUCUCGGUAUGGCCUAUUCCCUGUACAAGGAAUUCUGGGCGAAACCGAAACCCUAGAAGGAGAGCUGCGGUCACGGUCGUGGUGGUGGUGGUGGUGGUGGUUGCCGUGGUUAGAGAUCUCACAUUGAGGUUCUGUAUUUAUCUUGGAAAUAAAUGGUUUGACUGGGUCAGACAGCAGUAACAUGGUAAUUUGAAUACUGGCUUCCUUUCUCGCAGGGCUGGUUUGCCGGGUGCCUAGAUCACUAGUGACUAGUUCGCUAACUGGGUCGUUCAGAGGAGUCAGAUCAGCACGUGAGAAGCGUGCCACUUUCAAACGCACCCGAUAGUAGUCCAGUGUCCACCUUGUUCAUCUCUUUUGGUGAAAUUAGUUCUAACGCAGACAUCCUGCCGACCGCGAGGUACUCCCGGUUGCUGCGAAUGUCACCUGCUUUCGAUGUUGUGUGGGAACCCUCCUUGCCCCGGUUUUCCUUUCUGCCUGCCUUGUGGGCCGGGGAAGUACUUCUGUCUGUUUGUAGGGCGGGCUGGCUCUUCGCCCGUUCAGAACGGCGCAUAGCUCAGAACGUUACUAACCUCCCCACGACUGACCCUCUGUGUGUGCGUGUAAACCAAACCUAAAAUGCUGAUAACAGCUGCUAGAGGGUAGUAUUUAUUUUAGAGUUACACCUGUGAACAUAAGAUAAUUCUGGAUCUAACGUAGCUACUUUGUAAUCGCAGGAUUAUAUUUUUGCUGCUGUUACAUGACAAUAAUUUUUAAAUGCCACCUUGAAGUAGAAGUAGGUAUUUUAAGUGCUAAUGCAAAGAUGAUGAAAAACAAUUUUUUAAAUGCGUGCAGUAUGUGUAUCUUUCCCUGGAAGCAUCCUAAAUGUGAAACUAAACAACUUCGCUGUGGUGGAAGUGGUCAGACGUCACACGCAAACUGCUGUGCACUGCGGGAAGUUGGUUGCGCCCGGGGAGAUCUCCUUUCUAACCCGACUUCACAUUCCAUGGUUAUAACAUGGUCAGUUGCUAUUAAAGUAAAUGAACACAUC
Molecule: messenger RNA, 1389 nt
Organism: Phyllostomus discolor (pale spear-nosed bat)
Lineage: Eukaryota; Metazoa; Chordata; Mammalia; Chiroptera; Phyllostomidae
Gene: HIGD1A
Product: HIG1 hypoxia inducible domain family member 1A
Exons: 4
Coding region: 137-418 (93 amino acids)
Biological process (GO): mitochondrial respirasome assembly; negative regulation of apoptotic process
Cellular component (GO): mitochondrion
Source: RefSeq, a predicted model, not a curated record